CUCACCUCAGACCUCAAUCCAUUGGGACCCGUUCCCAUUGAUCUGAUGUUAAGGGAUAUCAAGUUAUCAACAGCUGUCACUUGACCCAAAAAAGAUAUCUAAACACUGUCACAAGUUAAGUGAACUGCAAAAUUAGCAACCAUUUUUGUGCAAACUCUCUUCUUUUAAUUUUCUUCAUCAACUUUCUCUCUGCAACUCUCUUGGUUAUAGUACCCUUAUCGUCCAGAUGCAAAGCAGCUUGCAGUCAAAGAAGAAAAAGAUGAAGAAGAGUUCAAGGGAUAUGGAAAGCAAUCUUCCUGAACAUGACAACCGACCUUGCUUCUACAAGAUCAUCCAAGUUAAUCACAAAGCAAGCAAUAGCUUGAUAAUCCCACCACAUUUUGUUACUACUCAUCUACCAAAAAGAAUGCCCAGUGAAGCAGUUUUGAAGGGUCCUUCAGGCGAUUGUUGGAACAUUACUGUAUGCCAGCAGAAGGGAAACACGAUUAUGCAACAUGGUUGGCAGCAGUUUUACCAAGAUCACUCCUUGGGAGACAAUGAGUUCUUGCUUUUCAGGCACAAUGGCAACAUGUGUUUUGAUGUACAAAUUUUUUAUAAAAGUGGAUGCGAGAGGAAAAUUGUUUCAAUCACUCGGACACAUCGAGACUCGAUUGUAGAAAUUAAGGAAGAAGAAAUUGACUUUAGUAAGAUCGGGGAGACGGAACCACAAGUUCAAACCAGUGGGAAAGGUAAGAGAAAAUCAACAGCUGAAAAAAAUUCACCCUCCUCUUCUAGGAAGCAGAGUCGACCUCCAGCAGCUAGAAAAAGUAAAGGAAAUCUUAGUAAAGCGGCAGAAGAUUUCACCUCCAAGUUCCCUCAUUUCAAGCACUGCUUGACGAGGGCCAAUGUGGAGAAACCUUUCCUACUGGCUAUCCCCUGUUCCUUUGUCAAGGCAAAUCUUCCUCAAGCAAGAAGAGAAUUCACCUUCAGCACUUCAAAACAGAAAUCUUGGAAGGUGACUUACAUAUACAGUGAGAUUAACAAGGUUUUCUCCAAAGGUUGGCGUGGAUUUGCCAUUGAUAACAAGCUGAAGAUGGGUGACAGUUGUGUUUUCGAACUUGUGGCACCUCAAAAAAUGAGAGUCCAUAUUUUUCCACACUGA
Durio zibethinus is the source of this 1141-nucleotide messenger RNA. NCBI's taxonomy places the organism in Eukaryota, Viridiplantae, Streptophyta, Magnoliopsida, Malvales, Malvaceae. The record is from RefSeq and is a predicted model, not a curated record.